This is a messenger RNA of Toxoplasma gondii ME49, 753 nucleotides long. RefSeq lists its product as hypothetical. Lineage: Eukaryota; Apicomplexa; Conoidasida; Eucoccidiorida; Sarcocystidae. Bases 1 to 753 code for a protein of 250 amino acids. The record is from RefSeq and is a predicted model, not a curated record. The transcript has a single exon.
AUGCUGGCGCCAAUCGACAGGAGGGGAGAACGUUUCUGUGAGAAGGCAGAGGAGAAGGAAGAGUGCCAGUUGUGGGUCCUCAGCCAAAUCUUGAGAAAUCACUACUUCUGUUUACGCCAGAAUGAGGUCGCUGAAGUCGAGUUUUUUAUCCUGUGGCCCCGGGUACUGGACCAAGAUCACUUGCCCGGCAGUCUUCUCGAUUUAGGUGUGGCGACGGAUCACAACUCCUGUGUGUCCUUUAUUCGUUUCCAAACCUCUGUGCGAAAACUACCUUCACGUGUCUCUUCGACGACGUCCCCACAUCUGGGAAAGAACUAUCGUUUACUAUACUCUUGUAUUCGUGCUUCAAGCUUCCACAGUCCGGGGGCCCGCCUCUUUGUACUGCAUCGUUACUGUCUCCGUCGGGGCUUGCUCUACACAGUGGCCAAGCCAAGUGUUUGGAGUCCAACUACUUUGCCGUGCCGGCUGGCGUGUUUGCUUUCCGAAGAAGCACAGUCUAGAAGGCCAUUUACUGCGUCUCUUUCGCUGUCUAGGUCUCAGUUUUUCCCUCUUUUCCCGUUCAGAGGAGAGGCAGGAAUCGACACGGCUCCCGUCGUCCUCUGCUGCCGUUUUGUCCUUUUCUCGUUUGGGCACCUGCAGGGUCAGGGAACGACAGAGUGGUGGAAUGCGUGGCGGAUUGUGUCGCUCAGAUAUCGCAGUUUGUCCAUGCAAAAGAGUUGUUCACUUCAAAGACUCGACCUCGCGCCCCAAUGA